This is a messenger RNA of Suillus paluster, 3181 nucleotides long. RefSeq lists its product as uncharacterized. Gene Ontology annotation, biological process: proteasome-mediated ubiquitin-dependent protein catabolic process; protein linear polyubiquitination. Gene Ontology annotation, cellular component: ubiquitin ligase complex. The transcript is spliced from 4 exons. Bases 294 to 2930 code for a protein of 878 amino acids. Gene Ontology annotation, molecular function: ubiquitin-protein transferase activity; zinc ion binding; ubiquitin binding. NCBI's taxonomy places the organism in Eukaryota, Fungi, Basidiomycota, Agaricomycetes, Boletales, Suillaceae. The record is from RefSeq and is a predicted model, not a curated record.
CUUCGACGAUUUAUGUGUUGCGACUUCGCAUCUUUGAACACAAGAAAUAACGCAUAUCUCAAGCUGUAAGUACUAUGCUGGGACAUAUCGUUUAUUUAUAGAGUUCGGAUCUGCACCUCAGCCUGCCCCAGCUCUCUACUGGAUGUGUGGCGCUCGCGCCUAUCAAGCGCCCGCUCUGCUAGACUAUCAUGCUUCUAUAUACGAUAACAUUCUGUUUUGAACAGUUUGGAUACAUCCAAGGUUGCCGUGUACACGAGGUGAGCGGCGCUUGAGUUUCUUGUUUCUUCCCCACUAUGUUGUGUCGAUAUCAUUUCCAAGGUCGCUGUCGCUACGGUGCGAAAUGCAAGUUUAUCCACGAAAUUCAGGGUGGCACAUCAGCGUGCACUCAGCACGUUGAAGGUACCGAGUUGAGUCCUAAUCUCAACCGCCCAUCCAACCACAAGGGUCGUCGUCAGCACAACGACCAGAAAAAUGCUGGUCAGCCCAGGGCAGCUAAGCCACAAGUGCAGCGCACUAUCUCUCAAAGGCCUCCCUCGGAAAAUUUCGGCCAUGCGUCUGUUGGGCCAUCCCGAGGUUCCAAGAGUGGCGAAGUGUGUCACGCUUGGAAGGCCGGGACGUGCACAAAAGGCGCCAAAUGCCGGUUUCCGCAUAAUAUCGAAGCGCCCGUUGAAGUAGAUGUUCAUCGCGAACAAGCUGAAACAGAGCCAAAGUCAGCCGCGCAGACUCGUGCGACCGAGAUUGCUAAAGAAGCCGCUGCGAAGACGGUCCAGAGCAUUGUGCUUGGGUCCAUCGUAACGUUCGGCGCGGGCCUUGAAUUAUCUCACCUGAUCACCGGAUUCGAGUGCUGUACCUUGCAUAUUGCAAAUCUGCCUCCCAACGUGCAAGAAGACGACAUCAAUGCGCUGUUCGUAGACCACGGCCUUGACCGAGGACGCUUCCACCUUGCCAGCGCCAAGCCGAUGCCCAGUGGUGGAAAGCUGAGCGCUGAAAUUAUCACAGACGCUGAGUCCGCACAGACACUCUCGCUUGACCUCGAUGGCCUUGAAUUUCGGGACGAAUUUCUGACUAUCGAAGUAUCAGACUACAACAGUCCCGGCAGUAUGUGCGCGGCAACUGAACGUGACAGCGAUGUCCUUACAAUAUCCUGGCGUGCCCCUUUCGUGCGCUAUGUCGCAGAAUACCCUGUUACGGUCAAUGCUAGUGCAAAGGCGCGGGAACUGAACCGCCGUAUGUGCUCUGGGCGCCGGGUCAUAGUUGAGGUGAACACCAUGCCACCUGGGCGCUUCGUCCGAAGUUUCCAUGACAACUCAGUCAAGAUCAGUUAUCUUUCGCCAACUGUCACUGACGUAGAAGUUAGAGCAUUCUCUGGCUCAGAUGUUGUCAGGCGUCUCCCGGUGAAGGACUCGGUUUCCAGUGAAGAUGUCGGUCAUAUUACUACCACAUUACAGGAUGAUAUCGAGUGCAUCUCUCCUGGAACACUGAGAUCGCUAGAGCCUAUGCUGCCGACUCCAAGCCCUGAAGGGAUCGUUCUAGUUCGUGCGCGGUUUUCAUCUUGGGAUGACGUGCACACGAUGCAUACCCGUCUCCUUAACCAUCGCAUCGGGAACGUGUCUUUCCGGUUCCGCCUCUCCAAUCCCACACAACACUCAAUUACAAUCUCUGCUGAGCAGUUCCGCGCACAAAAAUCUUUGUGGGAUGCCUUGAUCGAUGGUAUCAAGGACAAAGACGCGUGUAUGCUGCACAUUCAUGAGCAGGGCGCCGUUGUCCGGAUGCGCUUGUCUGGCUCAAAGAAAGAGGCUAUAGGCGCACUUAAAGUUAGAGCGGAAAGCCUGAUUGCAGGUGAGAAGGUGGAAGGGUGGCACGUGACACUUGGAUAUCCGCACAACAAAUUCGCGCGCUCAGUUUUUGAUAACACGGGCGCGUUCUUCCGUGCGGAUUGGAGACGACGAGUUUUGAGAGUUUAUGGAGAGCCAAAAGCUGUUGAACAGGCUCGUGAGCUGAUCAAGUCCAAGCUGGACCAGCUCUCGUCCAUGGAGUAUACCAAAGUACUCGCAAAGCAGUCCAUUCGAUUUUUCGUUGAACAUGGAGUCCCGGAGCUGAAGGAAACCUUUGGAGAAGACAACGUCAAAUUCGUUGUAUCUGCACGAAGGAUCACAAUUUCUGGUGGCGACGAAGCUCGACACGCUCUCGAGCGCUUGAUCCAAGACUCGCUCAGUGGAUCCCAGAUCCUCAGGCCAGACCUAUCAGGACAGCAGUCCUGCCCCAUAUGCUAUGACAACAUAUCUUCCCCACUUCGCCUUGGCUGUGGGCACGUCUACUGUGCUGCAUGCAUGCGUCAUUUCUUGACAUCCGCUUUGGACUCGGAUCAGUUUCCGCUCGUCUGCAUGGGUAAUGAGUCCCAGUGUAAAGUCCCCAUUCCCAUUCCCACUAUCCAGAAAUUCCUCCCUCCAACUUCCUUCAACCACCUACUGGAAGUAGCAUUCAACGCGCAUAUAUCUCGGCGUCCACAGGAAUUCAAAUAUUGCAAGACGCCAGACUGUAAUCAGAUCUACCGUUCCACCGACCCCAGCACUACGACUGUUGGCCAGUGUCCGUCGUGUUUCUCAAAUAUCUGCACAUCGUGCCACGAGAACGUCCACGACGGCAUGAGCUGUGCCGAGUACAAGCGAACUGGACGCCUUGCUGAGGAGGAGCGACAAACUGAGGCAUGGAUCGCAGCUCAGGGCGGGCGCGUGAAGAGAUGCCCGUCCUGUCAAGUGCUGAUUGAGAAAGUGAAGGGCUGCAACCACAUGACUUGCAUAGUGUGCCACAAUCAUAUUUGCUGGCAAUGCACUGGCGUCUUUACAGCUGACACCAUCUACGUCCAUAUGCGCAAUGAUCAUGGCACGAUCUACGACGAAAACCAGGGCUGGCGUUGCACCAUCAUGUAGCAUGGAGGGCAUGUUUCUAGUUAAGAUCCUCAUCACACAGGACGAGUUUGUUCCCUAUUUGACAUGUCCCCCAUUGUAAUUUGGGCGGUCUGUUCAAGUGAAGGCCUCAGAUUACACUAUGUAGAGGGUGUAAGCGUCUUAAAUAUGUUGGGGAUGGGCGCCCCGCAGCACCGAGAUCUUGAUCUGGCGUCUCUGCUUUUUGUGAGUGGGCAACCGGUCGCAGGUGAUUUGGCUCGGACUGGCGCAGCUCU